Molecule: messenger RNA, 200 nt
Organism: Cucurbitaria berberidis CBS 394.84
Lineage: Eukaryota; Fungi; Ascomycota; Dothideomycetes; Pleosporales; Cucurbitariaceae
Exons: 1
Coding region: 39-200 (53 amino acids)
Source: RefSeq, a predicted model, not a curated record
UUUUAAAAAAAGUAUAUAAGUACUAAGCUAAAAAGCUAAUGCGCAAUAGCAUUAACUAUAUUACUAAAAUUAAAUUUUUACUAUGCUUUAAACUAGCUUUUAAUACUACUAUUAUAAAAAGCAAUAUUUUAAGUAGCUUUAAAGGCGCUAGUCUAGUUUUUUUUAACUUUAAAGUUAUAAUAUUAAAGCUUAAUAUUUAG